AAGUCAAUAUCCUUAGUUGAUAAAGCUUUGUAUAAAAACUUGAUCACAGAAGUAUCACUGCAGAGGAAGAUUUUGGAAUAAGACACAUUUUCAUUGUCAGUUGAAGAUGGCGCGUCACGUCCUGCUAUGCCUACUCUGUUUGUUGACUUGUAUCCCAGGAGGGAUGUUACUGACUAAUGAAGAACUGGCGAGAGUAACAGAAUACAUCAAGAAAGAAAUGACUGAUGGACACCUCAACUUUCAACAUGCCUAUGCAGUGAAGUUCACCUUGGGUGAAUGCAGACGUCUAAGUCCUGAAGUCAUCAAGCAAGCUCUGAGCCAAGAAGAUAUUGAAUCUCUCCGUGACACAGUCUACAAAUUCGGGGUCUAUAACGGGCCCAGAAUGGUGGCAGCCUCCUACAGCGAUUCACAAGUUUCACAACCCACAUUGCAUGCUGAAUAUCGUCUGUUGCAUGGUGAGGGUAACGUUUCUCCCAUUCAGAAUCUGAUGAACAAAGCACCGGAGGCCGGAUGCGUUGUGUUUUUUUCUUUAUACUCCCCAUGUUUAAGCCGGUGUGUUAAUAUUGAGAAUGAUUUCAAUAUUAUAAAGGAGCUUUCUGUAUUUGAUAAUGUAAAUGAAGCUCAAAGAGCUUUUGUUUUUAGAAACAUAUACUCUGAUGAUAAGAAGAGACCCGAUAAUGAAAUCGUGGAUGGUUGGCGUUCACUCAAUGAAAGGAUGACUCUAUUCAAUUGUAAAAAUGGUAACUGCGAUCGAUGCUUCAUAAGACCUGUCGGUGGUAAAGAAAGCCUUGUCGUUCGGAAAUGCCUUCAUCCGUAAUUAAAGGGUAUGUCAGGGCAAAAGGAAAAAUACAUAUUCAGUACACCUCUAAAACACGAGCACAUUUCUUCAUGUUUUAUUCAUUUUUAAAAGGUGGUAAGAAUGAAAAAAAUACUCAUUGACCUGCCAAAAAUCUAGUGAGCUCUUAAUUUCCUCUUUGGGAAUGACAAAACAGUGGUUCUGCUGUACUGAAAUGUCAACUAGCAUUGUCAGUCCUGCCUGCUUAACUACCGAAUUCCACCUAUCCCCUUCCUUCUCUGUCCACUCCUCCAACGUACAUUUCAAUGUAGCUGCCUUGAAUCGCCAAGAGCCUGCCCACACACUUAGGUAGAUUCAGGUACGUGAGCCUAAAGAUUGCGGCGGCGUAGCUUAGCCAUUUCAGGCUACGCCGCCGUAAA
This is a messenger RNA of Rana temporaria (common frog), 1215 nucleotides long. RefSeq lists its product as uncharacterized. The record is from RefSeq and is a predicted model, not a curated record. NCBI's taxonomy places the organism in Eukaryota, Metazoa, Chordata, Amphibia, Anura, Ranidae. The transcript is spliced from 3 exons. The coding region runs from base 107 to 817 and encodes 236 amino acids.